GCCCGCAAGGCCUCAGCAUCCAGAGCAGCUCUUGGCGUGCUCCUUGCAGGAGGAUCACCUCGUCUGAGUUGUUCUCAGAUUACGGCCGGUGUCCUUUUGUUUCUCUAUUUUCUUGCACAGUCCUUGGACUGGUGCAAGUGUCCUGUUUUUCACCUUUUAACUUGCACAGUCUCAGGACUUGUGCAAGUGUCCUGUUUUUCCCCUCUUUACUUGCACAGUCUCAGGACUUGUGCAAGUGUCCUGUUUUACCCCUUUUUUACUUGCACAGUCUCAGGACUUGUGCAAGUGUCCUGUUUUUCCCCUUUUUACUUGCACAGUCUCAGGACUUGUGCAAGUGUCCUGUUUUUCCCCUUUUUACUUGCACAGUCUCAGGACUUGUGCAAGUGUCCUGUUUUUCCCCUUUUUACUUGCACAGUCUCAGGACUUGUGCAAGUGUCCUGUUUUACCCCUUUUUUACUUGCACAGUCUCAGGACUUGUGCAAGUGUCCUGUUUUUCCCCUUUUUACUUGCACAGUCUCAGAACUCGUGCAAGUAUCCUGUUUUUCCCCUUUUUACUUGCACAGUCUCAGAACUCGUGCAAGUAUCCUGUUUUUCCCCUUUUUACUUGCACAGUCCCAGGACUUGUGCAAGUAGGUUUUUUUUCCAUUGUUGUUUCCUGGCCUACGGACUCAAGCAGCCCUGCUCAAAGGAUGGAGCGAGUCCGUAGAGCAGUCAGCAGCACCUUUUCAUUGGCGGCUUCUCGGAAAGCUUUUCUUCGUUUGGCUGCUCGCCUCAGAGGUGGAAGGAGUCAAGCGCGCGCUUCGGUCCCACGAGGAGAGGAUCUUGCCAGUCAGGACUCCCGGGCCCAGGCAGGAAAGGCGGAGCGGCAGGAGAGCACGGACAGAGUGCACGGCGCCCAGGAGUUCAGGUGGAAGGAGUUGGCUGCAUGUGAGAGAAAGCGCCACUCCUCACUGGAGAGGGCGUCUGAAGUGGCGGCAGCGACAGCGGAGGAAUGGCAGCCUCAGAGGGAUCUGCUGAAAGAAGCGGUUCCUCUGGCCGUGCCAAAGGUUUUCCGCCGGCAGCGGCCAGCCCACAGGGGCCUGGAGAAGCUGCUGCAGGAGUUCUCCCGCCAAGGGCACACCCUGUCCCAGGUGUGCAGAGAGAAGGCGGUGCUGGCACAGGAGAACGCUGCCCUGGAAGCACGACUGGCAGCCACGGAGCGGGACCUGCGAGGCCUUUCAGAGCAGCUGGCAGAGGCCAGGUCAGAAAAGGAGAGCCUGCAAAGCAGCCUGCUGGAGGCACAGCAGCACAUAUGGGAGCUGGAGAUGGCCAGGAGCCGUGUGGAAGCCCAAGUGCACAGGGCCAGGCAGGCCAAGGAGGCGAUACUGGAGGAUGUGAGAGGCCUUCGUCGUGAGCUGCUGGCUGUAAGAGCUCUCAGCCAGCAGCAAUGUGAAGACAUGGCUGAACAGCUCCGCUGGGCACAAGAGCAGUGCUGCAAGGUUCUGAGACUCUGGCAAUCUUCCCAGGAAGAGGAAAAAAGGAAUCUCGAGCAAAAACUGGAGAGACAACUGGAAGAGCAGCAUGUGGAGGCACGGAAGCAGCUGGAGGAACGGGCAAACUUCCUGGCAGAGACCUCCUUGCUGUAUUCCACGAGCAGCGAAAUGAAGAAGAGAUCAUUGGGAAAAUCUUUGAUUCCCCGUCUGCGCAAGGCAGGAAUUCCCCCUGUGGGCAGUGCUGCUGGGUCUGUGCACAGCUCUCCCCAGAUGGAAUUGCAGGAGUCCCAGGAGAUGAGGCCAAGACCCAGCAGCAGAAGCCAGGAGAAGACCCCAGAGCAUGCAGCUCUGACUGGCUACCCUUCUGCCACGAAUCUUCCUCAGACACAUCCCGCUUCACUGCUUCCCUUGAAGCCUUUGCCUCCCAUCCAAGAGAGCUCAUCCAUCAAUCUGAGCAAGAUGUAUGAUGGGGAGGAAGGGAAAAGGAAAAGUAGCACUGACAAUGAAGAUGUCAGAAGAAACAUCGCGGAGCAGUGUUCAGAGGGAAAAGGACAUAAGACAUCCUUGCCUUCUCCUGGCAAAGAAAUGAAGAAGAGAUCAUUGGGUAAAUCAUUGAUCCCCCGUCUACGCAAGGCAGGAAUUCCCCGUGUUGGCAGUGCAGCUGGGUCUGUGCACAGCUCUCUCCAGAUGGAAUUGCAGGAGUCCCAGAAGAUGAGGGCAAGACCCAGCACCAGAAGCCAAGAGAAGACCCUGGAGUAUGCAGAUACGACCGGCUACAGUCUUUCCAAGAAGUUUUCUCUGGACAUUUCUGAUAUUCCCUUACCAAGAAAGUCCUUGCCUCCAGUCCAGAAGCGCUCUUACCUCCAAGAUCAGGAAGAAGCUGCCAACUGUCCAAAGAAUGUUCCAAGAAUAGGAUUUAGGCUUUAGGAUUAUCAAGAAGAGGAUUCAUUAAGAAUAGGAUUCAUCAAGAAAAGUAUUCAUCAACUAUAGGAUUCAUCAAGAAUAGGAUUCAUCAACUAUAGGAUUCAUCAACAAUAGGAGUUAGGAUUUUGGAAUAGGUUUAGGCUUCAUAGUUGCAGAUGUAUCUAUGUUCUGAUAGUUUUGAAUAAAUGUGUUUGAUUGUAUA
Molecule: messenger RNA, 2598 nt
Organism: Passer domesticus (house sparrow)
Lineage: Eukaryota; Metazoa; Chordata; Aves; Passeriformes; Passeridae
Product: trichohyalin-like
Exons: 14
Coding region: 690-2399 (569 amino acids)
Source: RefSeq, a predicted model, not a curated record